Capsicum annuum is the source of this 3274-nucleotide messenger RNA. Its product is annotated as aldehyde oxidase GLOX-like. Lineage: Eukaryota; Viridiplantae; Streptophyta; Magnoliopsida; Solanales; Solanaceae. The transcript has a single exon. Bases 1357 to 3123 code for a protein of 588 amino acids. The record is from RefSeq and is a predicted model, not a curated record.
UGAAUAUCUAAAUUUAAUUGUUUCAUAAUUAAUAAAUUAAUUAAAUAACUCCAAAUAUCAAUCAUCUGGGAAUCUACUCUUCCUCCCAUAUCACUCUAGGUUCUCCAUGCAAGUACGUUCGAGGUUUUAGAGGUAAAUAUAUGUGAUUUAUUUGAGUAGGUUGUAAUGUGGCAGCAUAAUUCAUAGCUCCUUUGUUGGGGAUUAAUGUUUUCAUGUUACUAUGUUGAGAAGCCUCGGGCAAUGGCUGUUCAACGGCCAAAGUGGCCAUCGCCGACAAUUCUAGGGUUUCUCCGUGCUAGGUUUUCACUAGGGUUUUAGAGAGUGUCUUAUUAAUAUUGAAGGUGUCUAAUAGGAAAACAAAUCUUGAGGGUUCCAAGUAAAAUCUCGAAAUAAGUGUAAUGAUUUAUCAAUGAGUUAAGUCAAAUAUUAAUUUCUCUAUCAAAUCAUACAAAUGACACUAAAAUAAAGCCAUAAACGUGGAAUGUCUUAAAUAGCUGCCUGUGCGUGGCUUUAAUUUCGAUAGGUAGACCCUAAAAUACCUCGUAGUUGACUCGUCGACACUAUGGCCAAUUUAAUUUGUUUUGCCUGAUUCUUUCAAUUAUUUGCAUUACAUGACAUUUAUGACAAUAUCAACGGUGCCUAAGUUAACGGAGAGAAGUAAUAUAGAGGGGUUUUCGGUGGUUUUCACAAUUCAUACUAACCGUUUCAGCAUAUGGAAUUUGGAAUUAAUAAUUUACAUAUUUUUUCGUAGGAUAUUUAAUUUUUUUUAAGUAGGUGAAAUUAUAUCUUUUAUUGAAGACUAAUUCAAUUUUAAGUAGGAUAUUUAAAUUGUUUAUAAUUUGACAUCCCCUAUUUUCUUUGGAAUCCUAGGAUGUGUACUCAAAUAAUAUCGAGGUAUAUUUUAAUUUUACGUUAAAGCAUAAUUUGCACUAAAAUAAAUGAAAAUACUACAACCUAUUCUUUUUCUGUGAAUAAAUUUAAAAGACAUUCGGAGGUGAUAUUGGGAGAUUCAUGAGAAUCGAUUACUUUUUCGAAGACACCUUAUGGUUGAAUUAUCAAUCUCAAUAGUAUGAUAGUAACAAUUACUCUGCCGUUACAAAUAGUACAACAUUAAAUAUACUAAACAAAUCAAAUAAUUAAGGAAUAUUCAAUUUAAAGGAAAAAGCAAAUAUUUAUGGAAAAAAAUAGAAAUGAAAAUGCUAAAUUUUCCUUGCGGCUAUUCCUCCAUCUAUUUAGUAAACUGGAACUAAUCAGCGAAACAACUGCUGAUGAACACUACUGGCAACUCUGCCUGCCUUUCUUGGUUUGUUAUAUUUCUUGCACAAUUCGAUCACAAAUUCUAAACCAAAUUAUUCAAUGGGAUUGAUCAAGAUUAAAUCUUUUUCAUUCCUCUUCACAAUCUUGAUUCUUUUCUCCCUUUUCCCACCUCCAUCAUCAUCAUUAUCAUCUUCCCACCGCCAUCGUCAACACAGCCGCCAAAAGCAGCGCCAUCAUCACCGCCGAAAUACACAGCUUAAUAAUAUCCCCAGUACAUUUCUUCCAUCUUUUUCCCCACCAAAUGUAAAUGGUGAAUGGGUCCUUUUACAUCAUUCAAUUGGUGUUUCCGCCAUGCACAUGCAGCUUCUCCACAACAAUAAAGUUGUCAUCUUCGACAGAACCGAUUUCGGAGCUUCUAAUCUCUCACUUCCCGAAGGCAAAUGCCGCUACGACGACGAAGUUCUUGACGUCGAUUGCUCUGCUCAUUCUAUUAUCUACGACAUUCCAUCGAACACUUACCGCCCUCUCAUGGUUCAAACUGACGUUUGGUGUUCCUCUGGAGCCCUCAAUUCUGACGGUACACUAAUACAAACCGGUGGAUACCAUGCCGGCGACCGAAAAAUACGAUUGUUUUCACCGUGUGAUGAUGAUUGUGAUUGGACUGAAUUACCGCAGAAUUUAACGGUUCAGAGAUGGUACGCUUCUGAUCAUAUACUUCCUGAUGGGCGUGUGAUUAUUGUAGGAGGAAGAAAAGCUUUUAGCUAUGAGUUUUUUCCCAAGAAUGAGAAUGAUAAUGGUGGUGUUUUUGACCUUCCGUUCUUGAUGGAAACUACUGACCCCGACGAAGAGAAUAAUCUUUAUCCAUUCUUGUACAUUUUACCCGACGGGAAUCUCUACAUUUUUUCCAAUCAACGGUCCAUAGUAUUGGAUUAUGUGAAUAACAAGAUUAUCAAGGAAUUUCCGAUGAUUCCCGGCGAGAAGAGGAGUUAUCCGUCUACUGGGUCUUCAGUGAUGCUACCGUUACGUUUACAUUCAGUUGAUCAGAAUCCGGUGGUGGAGGUGUUGAUAUGCGGCGGCGCGUGGGGCGGCGCGUAUGUUAAAGCACAGGAGGGCGAGUUUUGGCGGGCUUCAAAUACAUGUGGGCGUAUGAAGCUGACAGAUCCGGAUCCUCAAUGGGUCAUGGAGGAAAUGCCGUUGGGUCGGAUCAUGCCCGAUAUGUUGUUAUUACCCACAGGAGAUGUGAUCAUACUAAAUGGAGCGGCAAAUGGAGCAGCUGGAUGGGAGAAUGCUGUUGACCCGGUACUAAACCCGAUUCUUUACUGGCCAGACGAACCCGACCCGACUAAAAGAUUCACUGUGCUCAACCCUAGUACAAUACCAAGAAUGUACCACUCAUCAGCUACUCUACUACCAGAUGGCAGGAUACUAGUGGGUGGAAGUAAUCCACACUCAACGUACAACUUUACGGGAGUAAUGUACCCCACAGAGUUGAGCCUAGAAGCAUUUUCACCACCCUAUUUGGCGACAGAAUACGCUCAUAACACCCCUUUAAUCCAAGCCGUCGACCAGGGGGGAAUCCUAUCGUACGGUCAGCAAUUUUCCAUCACAUUCUCGCUAGCGUUUCGCCAUCCUGAUGCAAGGUUCAUAGUAAGCAUGAUUGCACCCUCAUUUACAACACACUCAUUUGCAAUGAACCAGAGACUGUUGGUUUUGGACAUUGUGGGAGUGGAAUGGCUCAGUUGGUUUGAUUACAAAGUUACGGUGUUUGCACCUCCAUCACGGAAUAUUGCACCUCCAGGAUAUUAUAUGGUGUUUGUGGUUCAUCAAGGUGUUCCUGGUCAUUGUGUUUGGGUGAGGAUGCAGUGACCACUGUAGCUAUUCUCCUUUUUAUUUUUUGCUCUCUAUUGACAUUGAGUUUAGAAUAUGUGAUUUUGUACUAGGUGCGUCAUAUUUUUUGGUUAGCAUUUGAAAUAAAAAAAAUUGAGUAAUUGGAAAUAUAUAUCACCAUGUUUUUCAA